UCACGUGACUAUACUAUUUUUCUCCUACAGCAACCCGUGGACCACCAAACAAACUUCCUGUUCAAGCUCCAAACUUGUCUCUGGCCUUUUUACGUUGUUGAAGAUAUCGUUCGUCUCGCAGAGGGUUAUCUGAGCAGGGGAAGCUAGCACCACGGGGGAUUUUACCCACAACUUGAAUCUCAAGAGACCGAAUCUAAACCCCACCUCUUCCUGUAUAUUUCUCUUUAUUCUGCUAGUACAUACCCCCUCCAAACAAUGGCGAAUCUUGGGACCGUCGCCCAACUCCUAGAGGCGAGCUUGGAUCCUAGGCAAAGUAAACAAGCUGAAACCGCUCUUCGUCAGGAAGAGACCAACCCGAACUUCUCCAUAUCCCUCCUCCAGAUCACUGCCUCCGAUGCAUACGCCUACAAUACCCGGCUCGCCAGUGCACUUUUCUUCAAAAAUUUCAUCAAAAGAAGCUGGACCGACGAGGAUGGAAACUAUAAACUCCCACUGGAGGUGGUGGCGGCCAUCAAACAAGAUCUUAUCAACUUGAUGAUCUCUGUUCCGCAGGGUAUACAAAUUCAACUAGGAGACGCUGUCAGUAUUAUUGCUGAUAGUGACUUUUGGGAGCGGUGGGACACGCUUGUUGACGAUCUUGUAUCGAAAUUCCAACCUGGUAACCCCGCUGCCAACAUUGGCGUUCUGACAGUUGCACACUCAAUAUUCAAGAGAUGGAGGCCGCUUUUCCGAUCCGACGAGCUGUACAUUGAGAUCAACCACGUUCUGGAGAGAUUUGGCACACCCUUCUUGACGCUUUUCCAAGGGCUCGACACAUACCUUGAAGCGAACAAGUCAAACAAGGAGCAGCUUACUCAAGGGUUCACGCAGCUCAACCUGAUGGUCAAGCUGAUGUAUGAUCUCUCCUGCCAUGACCUUCCACCAAUGUUUGAAGAAAAUUUGAGUGGAAUAGCGCAACUCCUACUCAAGUAUUUGACCUACGACAACCAACUGCUCCACACUGAUGAUGACGCCGAAUCCGGUCAACUAGAAUAUGUCCGAGCAGGGAUCUUUGAGGUUCUGACACUAUAUGUGCAGAAAUACGGGGACGAAUUCCAGCCUCAUAUUCAACAAUUCGUGGAGAGCUCCUGGAAUUUCUUAACCACAAUCGGCCAGGAGACCAAAUUUGACAUCCUUGUUAGCCGGGCAUUGAAGUUUUUGACGUCGAUCGCUGGAAUGCCACAGCAUGCCCAGGUCUUCCAAGCAGAGGACACACUGUCUCAGGUGGUUGAGAAGGUUGUUUUGCCCAAUGUCAGCCUCCGAGAAUCAGAUGAAGAGCUAUUCGAGGAUGAGCCGAUUGAGUUCAUUCGACGGGAUCUUGAAGGAUCAGACAGUGAUACAAGGCGCCGAGCCGCGACUGAUUUUUUGAAGCAGCUGAACGGAAACUUCGAAGAGUCCGUCACAAAGACAGUACUGAAAUACAUUGAGCACUACCUGACUGAAUAUACGAAAUCUCCCCAGCUCAACUGGAAAGCCAAAGAUACCGCGACUUACCUUUUUAUUGCAAUCGCAGCCAAGGGAGUCGCUACCGCCAGUCACGGUAUCACGGCUACCAACAGCCUGAUUAGCGUCACUGAUUACUUUCAAAACCACCUUGCUGCCGAUUUGGUUUCUGGAGAUGGUGUACACCCGAUUCUCAAAGUCGAUGCCAUCAAAUAUCUCUACCUUUUCCGCAGUCUGGUGACAAAGGAACAGUGGCAAGAAGUGCUCCCGAUGUUGGUGAAUCACCUUGGUUCUUCAAACUUCGUCGUGUACACCUAUGCUGCCAUUGCGGUUGAGCGAGUGCUGUAUUUCACCGACAGUCAGGGACAGCCUAUCAUCUCCGCAGAUACCAUCAAACCUUUGGCCAAGGACCUAUUAGAGCACAUUUUCUCAUUGAUUCAAAAGGACCCAGCUCCUCAAAAAGUUCAGGAAAAUGAGUUCAUCAUGAGGUGUGCCAUGAGAGUCUUGAUUGUGAUCAAGGAGGGUGUCGUCCCCAUCACCGAUAAUGUUCUGAAGCAUCUGAUCAAUAUCACACAAGUCAUCAGCAGCAACCCAAGCAACCCGAGAUUCUAUUACUUCCAUUUCGAAGCUCUGGGUGCAUUUAUCCGGUACGCUGCUCCCGCGAACCCCGAUAAGCUUGAGCAAGCGCUCUACCCCCCCUUCUCUGCUAUCCUCCAGGGGGAUGUACAAGAAUUCGUCCCGUACACCUUCCAGCUCUUCGCUGCCCUUCUUGAAGCCAACCCGUCAGGGACCUUGCCGCCACUCUACCAAGGGCUCAUUGCUCCCAUCCUCGCCCCCCAAGUAUGGGAGUCCAAGGGCAACAUCCCCGCGCUCGUCCGCCUUUUGUCGUCCAUUAUUAGCCGAGGAUCGCAGCAUAUUUUGGAGAACAAUCAGCUUAUCAACACACUUGGUAUCUUCCAAAAGUUGCUCUCAUCAAAAACCAACGAAAGCUACGGGUUUGACCUUCUUGAGACUGUGGUUGAGAACUUCCCACCGGCCACCCUAGAGCCAUACUUUGGCGAUAUCAUGCAGGUCAUUCUCACUCGCCUUCAAAACCACAAGACGGAAAGCUUGAGCCUCCGAUUUGUUCGUUUCUACCACUUCCUCUGCGCCAACGAUGGAAAAGGCUACAGCGCCGAUUUCCUCGUUCAGAUCAUCAACAAGAUCCAGGACUCACUCUAUGUACAGCUGUACUUAAACAUCAUCCUGCCAGAGUCACAAAAGCUUGCGCGCCCGUUGGACCGCAAAACAGCCGUACUGUCUCUCACCAAGACACUGGCUAAUUCCGAGGCAUUUGCAACUAGGUAUGCAAAGGGCUGGGGCUUCACGUGCCAGGCUCUGCUCAAGCUAUUGGAACUUCCGCCACUGCCUGCCAGCAAGGACGAUGUCAUUGCCGAGCAUGAUGUUGAGGACAUGGCCUUUGGUGUUGGAUUCACGGCUCUCGUUACAAUCCGGCCGCAAGUACGAGAUCCUUGGCCAGACACGGGCUCUGAUCUUAAGCUCUGGGUUGGCAAAUACCUCAAGGAGGCGGACCAAAAACAAGGGGGAAAGAUUUCAGGAUUCGUCCAGGAACGAUUAGGAGACCAAGAGAAGGCGGUGCUCGGUAGCUAUAUUGCUUAGAUCAGGCGCUCAAGAUGGGUAGCAGGCAGCUUCGGAUAAUUUAGUGCAAUCUUCAUCCAGUCCCUGGCUGUACUAGUAAGGGACAAGCUUUGAACGAUAGAAUGAUUCCAUGAUCUUCACCACAAGGACUGUCCAAACCCCUAUACCGCACCGUGUCUAUUUCAGAGAGAAUAAGUCCCCUUCAGUGCAGACUGACCUGCAACUUCCACAAGAGGUCUCUACGAGCCUGCCUCACCUUCACGCUAUUAUUGAUUACGCUUCUAAGGCUUUACCUCUUGACCACCUCAUAAUUCCCCUCCAUCUUGAUGAGCCUCGCCUCCUCCUUCUCCACGCUCUACCUCCUUCUUCUCCAAUUCGCGAUACUUCCUCCGACUCUUCUUUGCGCGGCUCGCCUUCUUCUUCCGCUCCCGCUCCGCCUUGAGCGCAACGCGGCUUUCGUCCCCCUUCAAUAGCUGCUCGACUUUAUCUGCAAGUAUUUGGCGCGCGAUUUUCUCAUUCUGGGACUGCGAUCGCGUGGCCUGGGAUUUCACGACGAUACCCGUGGGCUUAUGAAUCAAUUGAACGGCGGAGUUUGUUUUAUUCUGGAAGGAAUGGACUGGGUCAGCGAGCGAUAAGGGGAUAAUGUUGGGUUGAGCGCAGGACGGAGCGGAGGUGAGUGGAAGGUAAGGGGAGGUAUAUACGUACAAUUUUCUGACCUCCUGGGCCAGUGCCCUUGAGGUAAGAGGUGGUUAUGUCGGCAUCGAGAAGCUUCAGGCGCGGCGGAAGGGCCUUUUCGGAAAAGGACUGAGAGAUCGAGAGGGAUCGCUUAGCUAGGACUUGGACGGCCGAAUUGCAGAUUGGGAUUUGUCGUAGAUGGCGCAGCAUUAUCGGUCAUGGUGAUUGCCUGAGCUUCCCUCUGCGCGGCGGAGACAGACCCUCGGACAAGAACUUGAGCGGGCGGGGAGUGGAUUCGGUUGGCUGGGUCUGUUGUCGUGGAUUAGCUAGGUAUAGAUUUAGAUUUUAUGCAUAUAACGACAUCCAGAAGGAGCUUUUGUACAUAAACUCUAAUAU
This is a messenger RNA of Aspergillus calidoustus, 4191 nucleotides long. Lineage: Eukaryota; Fungi; Ascomycota; Eurotiomycetes; Eurotiales; Aspergillaceae. The record is from the annotation of a GenBank genome assembly.